AUGACACUUGCAGAUUCAAAUGCUGUUGUGUCAAUGUCUACUAGUGCCGAUCAAGAUUAUCCACCGAGUAAUAUUCUUGAUCCAAGUGAUAAAGUGUUUUGGAUGACAACAGGUUUAUAUCCACAAGAAUUUAUUAUUACAUUCAAAGAACCCAUUGAAUUUCGACAAUUACGAUUUGUAACAACAAAUGUCAAACGUUUUGUUAUGUUUACUACGAGUAAUGCAGAACCAAGAAAUUUUGAUACUAUUCUUGAAAAAACUUUACCAAAUAAUGAGAAUAAUCUUCAAAUAAAUGAAUAUACAUUAGAUCGUUUAACAGAAGUUCGUCAUUUUAAAUGUGUUAUUUUAGCUGGUUAUGAUAGUUUUGCAAGUGUACAUUCACUUAAAUUUGAUGCUGGAAAUACACAUGUACGUGUUAACAAUUGGCUUCUGAUGAAAGAUGUUUCUCCAACACUUGUGAUAGCUAUUGCCUAUGUUUGUGCUAUUAUUUUUGGACGAAAAUGGAUGAAAAAUCAAAAGCCUUUUAAAUUACGAAAUUUUAUGUUUAUUUAUAAUAUUUUACAAGUGAUCAUUUGUGCUUAUAUAACUUAUGAAUCAACAUAUGUAUGGUUUAAAGAUAGAUACAGUUUUCUAUGUCAACCUGUUGAUUAUUCAAAUCGUAUGACUGCUAUUCGAGCAUGUGAAGCAUGUUGGUGGUAUUAUAUUAUGAAAAUAGUCGAUUUGAUUGACACAAUUAUAUUUGUAUUACGAAAAAAAGAUAAUCAAAUAACAUUUUUACAUGUUUAUCAUCAUCUUACAAUGCUAUUCUUUGGAUGGUAUGGAGUAAAAUAUGUUGGAGGUGGUCAAUCAUUGUUUAUUGUGAUUUUAAAUUCUUUUAUUCAUGUUGUUAUGUAUGCUUAUUAUGGUUUAAGUGCUUGUGGAUCUCAUAUACAAAAAUAUCUUUGGUGGAAACGUUAUUUAACACAAGCUCAAAUUAUUCAAUUUGUUGCUGUAAUUGGUCAUUCAAGUAUUAAUUUAUUUACGCCAUGUAAUUUUCCAAAAGUUUUUGAUAUUUCAUUCUUACUCUAUGGUAUAUCUAUAUUGUUACUUUUUUCUAAUUUUUAUUUACAAAGUUAUAUGAAAAAGGCAAAACAACGAAAAGAAGCAUAA
Rotaria sordida is the source of this 1149-nucleotide messenger RNA. The record is from the annotation of a GenBank genome assembly. NCBI's taxonomy places the organism in Eukaryota, Metazoa, Rotifera, Eurotatoria, Philodinida, Philodinidae.